AUGUCGAAUGCAAAUACUAUGAGCUGCCUAUGGAAAGAAUCUAAAGAUGCUAAGCCAUAUGUCAACAGAGUCCCCAUCCCAACUGUUGAAGAAGGUCAACUAUUAAUCAGAAUGGAUUAUGCACCAAUCAAUCCAUCAGACAUUAAAUUUCUUUUAGGACAGUCUUCAUCCAACAAACAAUUUCCUUGUGUCGCAGGAUUCGAGGGUUCUGGUACAGUAGUACUGACAGGUGGAGGAAUUGCCAGUUGGGGUAUGUCUGGAAAAAGAGUGGCAUUUUACACAAAUCAUGAAUAUGGAACAUACGGAGAAUAUUGCAUAGCAGACACAAAUUUGUGUAUAGAGUUAGACAAUGACAUUGAAUCAAGUUAAGCUGCUUGUUCAUUUGUGAAUCCAUUAUCUGCCAUAGGGAUGCUGGAUAUUUGCAAGAAAAACAAUGCAAAGGCUGUCAUUAAUAAUCCAGGUGCUUCAUAAUUAGGAAAAAUGAUGAAUAGACUAUUUAAUGAAAGAAACAUAAAGGUGAUCAACAUUGUCAGGAGAGAAGAAUAAGUUUAUGAAUUAAGAUAUGAAUGUGGGGCCGAAUUAAUUAUCAAUCAAAAUGAUCCAGAUUUCCUUAAGCAAUUAAAAAUUAUGUGUGAAACUACUUAAGCAUCCAUAUACUUUGAUGCUGUUGGAGGAGAAUAGAGUGGAUAGAUUUUAAACAUUAUGCCUAAAGGAUCCACACUGAUGAUGUAUGGAACUCUUGAUAGCUGGUAAAUUGGAGGAAUUUAAGCUAAUGAUUUAUUAAGUGAUAAAAAAUCAAUCUAGGGAUUCUUUUUAAAUGUCUGGUUAAAAGAAUAAAACAAAUUAGAAUUAAUUAUGACAUUAAAAAAGUUGAAGAAUUUUAUAAAGACUUCAUUGAAAACUAAAAUUGCAAAAGAAUUUCCUUUGGAUUAAUUUUAAUAGGCAAUUGAUUAUUAUAAAACACAUAUGACAGAGGGAAAAACAUUAAUUUGUUUGAAAAAAACAAUUUAAUCAAAUUAAGAUAACUCAAAUUAAAAAUAGGCAUAGUCAUAAAAUGAAGAAUAAUUAAGUUAACAGAAGGAAUAGAAUAAAGUAUAAUAAUAAUAACAAUAAUAAUAAUAAUAAUAAUAAUAAUAAUAAUAAUAAUAAUAAUAACAAUUAAUAAUAAUAAUAAUAACAAUAAUAAUAAUAAUAAGAAGAAUAACAUUAAUAAUUAGAAUAACAUUAAUAAGAAUAAGAAUAGCUUUAAUAAUAAUAAAAACCUAAUGA
Molecule: messenger RNA, 1269 nt
Organism: Paramecium tetraurelia
Lineage: Eukaryota; Ciliophora; Oligohymenophorea; Peniculida; Parameciidae
Exons: 3
Source: RefSeq, a predicted model, not a curated record